Molecule: messenger RNA, 1505 nt
Organism: Monomorium pharaonis (pharaoh ant)
Lineage: Eukaryota; Metazoa; Arthropoda; Insecta; Hymenoptera; Formicidae
Exons: 5
Coding region: 566-1225 (219 amino acids)
Biological process (GO): regulation of transcription by RNA polymerase II
Cellular component (GO): transcription regulator complex; nucleus
Source: RefSeq, a predicted model, not a curated record
AUCGUUCUAUCUUAUUUUAUGUUCAAUGAAUAACAAAGAUAGAACGACACUUGUGUCGAUUUGUGUCAUUAAAUGGAAAGCACCCAAUAACUGUCUUGUGUUUUAUGUCUUAUAAUGGCAAUAUCGAAGAUGGCAAAAAGAGGCGAAAAAUAAAACGCAAGGUGAAGAGUAUCAUCAGUAUUAUCUGUUCGCAUUGGGAUCUUAUAGAAGAUCUGAUCUAUUUAGACUUGAUCUACGUCAAUUAAUUACUACACUGAAGAUCAUUACUUGAAUAUAGGAUUGGUGCAGUCAUUCCGACUUUGUCUGUUUCUACAUUACCAAAGUACUUAUAGUUAAAUUAAAAUGGGAGAUCACGAAUAUUUUGGAUCAAAUGUAUAUAUAUCCAAUGAAGAAUUAAUAGAAACAGAAGAAAUUUCUAUGGAAGAAAAAGCCGGUGAUGCUUUUCUAAUUAAAUUGUACAGAGCACGUCCAUUUUUUUAUAAUAAGGGACACAAAGAUUAUAAGAAUAAGAUUGUUAAGGAUACCGACUGGAAUAAAAUUUCUAAAAUAAUGCAAAAUAAAGAUUAUGGUAAAUCGUAAUUUUUAUACACCUGAUUAUUGUCAAACCAGAUGCACAUCUCUGAGAAAUCAAUAUAAUCGUGAGAAACGAAUCUUAGAGAGCCAAUAUAAGAGUGGAAGUGGUCCUUCUAGUCAUAAGCUCUUUCCGUUUUAUAAUCAGUUAACUUUUCUUGACACUUAUGUCAGGAGACGAAGAACGCAUAAUAAUAUUGAAGUGAAUAAAAGUUUAAUAUCUUCUACAUUGUCUGCUAAAGUAUUAAGUGAAAUUUCGAAAUCCGAUCCAAAUGAAGUACUUGACAAUGAAAAGUCAAAUGAUUCCAUAUACAAAGAAGAUAACGGUGAAAAGAAUAAAGAAAAUAUGUUAGAAAAUACUUCACGUAAUGUAACACAUAAACGUACAAUAACAGAAAAAGAGUCAUAUGUGUUACAUACAAAACCUGUUAAAUAUAAGAAAAGCAAAGUAGAUGAAACUAAAGAAUGUAAUGACAUAUUUACAUCGGUAAGCCAGAAAAUCAUUAGUGCUUUAGAUAACAAAAAUAAGAGCAAUGAAAACGAAGCAUUUGCUGAAUUUAUUAUUGCUCAUUUGGCAAGUCUUCCACAAUCUCAACAAAAUAUUAGAAAAAGAAUGAUAACUGAUGCUCUAUUUUCCCCAUUACAAGAGAUGUAAUAUUUAUUUGUAUUUUUUGCAAUCUUAUUAACUUCAAUAUUUUUUUUGCAUUAAAGCAUUAUCUUUUUGUUACAUUAUGUGAUAUUGUAAAAAUUGUAAUACGCAUAUAAUAUAAAAAAGGUAGAGAGAAAGUUUAAAAUAUUGUUUUAAAUUAGUGGUUGUAGUUUCUUUUUAGUACUAAAUAAAAUGCUAUAUUUUUGUUAUUUACAUGCUUAAAAUAUAUUUAUAAAUAUAUUUUAUUGAAGAUUUUUUUAUUAUGUAAUACUAAUGUAACGUGAUA